UUAUUAAGUGCCCUCUCUCUUUCUCAGAGUGAUAGUACACUUUGUUGGCAACUCUGUAAUUUGUUUUUUGUUACUGACUCAGCUGGGCGUUAUUAGUAAUUUUUUGGAAUUGUAUUAUAAUUUCUAUUUACUCGCCAUCUUAACAAUUUUCAGUUUUCAUUCCAUUUUUUAAUCCUACCUUGUGAAUAAUUUCAAAUCAUCUUUCUGUGACCUACUGAAAUUUCAAGAAUCGACAAUGUCUUCUCGCAAAACCGUUAGCCGUCGAGGGACCUCCAAGAAACGUGCCCAGAGAGCUACUUCAAAUGUUUUUGCAAUGUUUGACCAGGCGCAGAUUGCAGAGUUUAAAGAGGCCUUCAACAUGAUCGACCAAAACCAUGAUGGCUUUGUUGACAAGGAAGACUUGCACGACAUGUUGGCAUCGUUAGGAAAGAAUCCAAAUGACGAUUACUUGGACGGCAUGAUGAAUGAAGCUCCUGGACCAAUAAACUUCACCAUGUUUCUAACCCUGUUUGGAGAACGUCUUCAAGGUACCGAUCCUGAGGAUGUCAUCAAAAACGCCUUUGGAUGUUUUGACGAAGAUAAUAACGGGGUGAUCAACGAAGAACGUCUCAGAGAACUGUUGACUUCUAUGGGUGACCGAUUCACGGAUGAUGAAGUCGACGAAAUGUAUCGGGAAGCUCCCAUCAAAAAUGGUCUGUUUGAUUACGUUGAGUUUACUCGUAUUUUAAAGCACGGUGCCAAGGAUAAGGACGAGCAGUAGGAAGUCGAUUGUGGGAAACGAGCUGACAUUCUGUAAUUUCAUAAUGAGACCUCAAGGCCCCAAAUUGUGAGAGCGCCGGCUGGUGGCUUUAAUGUUUUCAUUAAAAAAAAAUUCUGUCUCUUAGCUUGUUCAAGGAAUCUAGCGCUUGGAGAGUUAGAUGGGUUUGAGACCUGUCCUCUUUAUAACUUUAUAUUCUUGUUAUUUGGUGAAAAUAUAUUUAGUCGGGGCAUUUUAAGUUAUUAUUCUAAUGAAUCAAUUCCUUUAUGAAACUUUUGUACCUUUAUAAUCGAUUAUAUUAUAUUCAAUUAAG
Leptinotarsa decemlineata (Colorado potato beetle) is the source of this 1070-nucleotide messenger RNA. RefSeq names its product Myosin regulatory light chain sqh (gene sqh). NCBI's taxonomy places the organism in Eukaryota, Metazoa, Arthropoda, Insecta, Coleoptera, Chrysomelidae. The record is from RefSeq and is a predicted model, not a curated record. Gene Ontology annotation, molecular function: calcium ion binding.